This is a messenger RNA of Hyaena hyaena (striped hyena), 183 nucleotides long. RefSeq names its product 60S ribosomal protein L39-like. Gene Ontology annotation, cellular component: cytosolic large ribosomal subunit; ribosome. Gene Ontology annotation, molecular function: structural constituent of ribosome. The record is from RefSeq and is a predicted model, not a curated record. The transcript is spliced from 2 exons. Gene Ontology annotation, biological process: translation. The coding region runs from base 1 to 183 and encodes 60 amino acids. NCBI's taxonomy places the organism in Eukaryota, Metazoa, Chordata, Mammalia, Carnivora, Hyaenidae.
AUGGAAAAGUUGACUUUGUGCCUCGUUGUGUCUUCUUACAUGACUUUUAGGGUCAAGGGAUUCCUGGUUGAGAAAAAAAAGCAGAAUCAUCCCAUUCCCCAAUGGAUUCUGAUGAAAAUUAGUAAUAAAAUAAGGUAUAACCCUAAGAAGAGACAUUGGAGAAGAACCAAAUUGAAUCUAUAA